This is a messenger RNA of Fonsecaea erecta, 987 nucleotides long. RefSeq lists its product as hypothetical. The record is from RefSeq and is a predicted model, not a curated record. Bases 1 to 987 code for a protein of 328 amino acids. The transcript has a single exon. NCBI's taxonomy places the organism in Eukaryota, Fungi, Ascomycota, Eurotiomycetes, Chaetothyriales, Herpotrichiellaceae.
AUGGAAGGCAGACAGUUCAAGCAUUUAACACCCGAACAAGUCGACAGCUUCAUGAAACAUGGGUACCUGCGUCUCCCAGCUUGCUUCACGCGCGAGUCGGCCGAGGAAUGGACGAAAGAUGUCUGGGUGAGGCUCGGCUUUGACCCCAAAAACCCCGACACAUGGACAACAGAAAGGACAAACAUGCCCGGACAUAGAGAGAUGUUGAUCAAGGAUUUCGCGCCCAAGGCAUACGACGCCAUCUGCGAGUUAGUUGGAGGGGAAGAGCGCAUCACCGAGGAGUCCAAGUAUUGGAAAGACAGCUUCAUCGUCAACCUGGGUACAAAAGAGAACGAGGGGAAGGAAGUCCACCCUAAAGAAUUGAACGGGUGGCAUGUGGACGGUGAUUUCUUCGUCCAUUUCCUGGAUUCGCCUGAACAGGGUCUGUUAGUGAUCCCUCUGUUCACAGACAUUUUGCCCAACGGCGGCGGGACCUGGAUUUGCUCCGAAGGAAUCCCAAAGAUCGGAAAAUGGCUGUAUGACCAUCCCAAGGGUGUCCUUCCUCUCAUGUCGCCAAUUGGAGGCACCGAGAAUUGGGAAAACGGUCUGCAAUUCUACUACAAUGUCGUUCAAGGUUGUGAUGAGGAAUCCUUCCAUGAGAUGACAGGUUCGGUUGGAGAUGUUAUCUUGCUGCAUCCCUUGAUGCUGCACUCGGCCUCCAAGAAUGGACGCCGCUUACCGCGGAUCAUCACAAAUCCACCUGUUUCGCUAGUGGAGCCGUUCAACUUCGAUCGUGAAGAUGGGGACCAGUACAGUCUCGUUGAGCUGAAGACGAUCCAGGAGCUCGGAGGACAAGACAAACUGAGGGGAUGGAAGGUUCAGGGGAAGAGGGAGCUUGUCGUGCCGGAGCGAGUGAGACGUCAAGCCAGGAUGCUGGAGGAAGAAAAGAAGAGAUUGAAAGAGCAGGAAUUGCUCAGCCAGCAGCCACAGCCCGUCGCUGUUGCAUAG